AUGGAUAAUGUGCUGCAGCGAUCUCGACCCGCUGGCUUCUCAGGCUCCUGCAAUAGCGAUGAUACGCAGUCCAUGGGGGAUUGUGAGCCGAAUGCCGCACAAGUUAGCACCCCGGUGCCACCAACAGGUGGCCAAAUACGCGACAGCGUCCCUACAACAGGGCCAUUGCAGGAGCGGGAGAUCAAUGCGGUGCCGAUGCAAACAUUGAUGGAGGUGACAACUCCGCAAGACACGCCCGCCAGCGGCGGCAGAAUCGAGGUCGAGGCCGCAGCUCAAGGAAGAGAUUUGAUAUCCACCAGCGAACUGUCUCCUUCCCAUGCCAGUGACCUUUUCAUUUUAUUCAGGGACCGGAUGAACCGGUACCUCUGGGGGGGAGUCGCGUUUCCGCACGACAGUCUCCCACCCGUGCGGCGGUCGUCACGGCUACUUAGCACGGUCGUCUUCACCAUUGCCUCCUUACACGUUCCCGACAAGGAGGCGCAGUUUGAUAUGUGCUACAAAGAGUACGUGUCACUCGUGGCGGAAGCCAUGAUCGCUCGCCAUCACAACCUCGACGAUAUCCGAGCCCUGGUGCUGGGCGCCUUCUGGCUCCCCGAUCUGAGCUGGAAGUUAUCAGGCCUGGCGGUCCGGAUCGCUACCGAACUCAAUCUCCACCAGGCAUUCCAUCAGCCGUCGUCGUUUGAGGACGAAACCAAGUUUACCAAUGCUCGGCUUUGGUACUUGCUCUAUGUCUGCGACCGGCACUUCAGCAUCACACAUGGACGACCACCCAUGCUCAAUGGAAACUCGGCGAUUGACAAAUACGACAAGUUCUUGGCCUCGCCGCUCAGUACUCCGGGCGACAAACGGCUGAUCAGCCAGGUCGAUCUGUUCCAGACGCUCGAUGAAGCUUAUCACACCUUUGGUGCCGACACCACCUUGCCCCUGGAAGAGUCAAACUUUCAGGUACUCAGACAAUUCACCGUCAAGGUAGAGAAAUGGCGACUCGAGUGGGAGUCUCGCUUAGUUCUCGACCCCUUGAUUGACACGUACCCGUCCAAAGGGGUGGCCUUACACUACCAUCUCGCCAAACUGCAGCUCAACUCGCUGGCCCUCCGGGGCAUGUUGCUGGGGGCCAGUCUGUCGGUUGACCGCAUGGACGCAGCCCACGUGGCCGUCGCCUCGGCCAUGGCGGCGCUCCGACUCGUCCUGGACGAGCCGUGCAUUCGCGCGAGCAUCAUCGGCGUCCCACUCUUCAAGCACGCCAUGUUCACCUUCUCGGCCGUGUUCCUGUUGAAGGUGUCCUGCCAGUGGAAUGCCGCCCUCUACAUCGACCAGGCACAGGUGCUGGACCUGGUCCAGAGCGUCGUGGACCUGACGAGAAGCUUCAGCAUCAAUCGCCGACAUCUGGUGUACCACAUCACCAAGGGCCUGGCCGAAGCCGUCCAACGUAUCCGCGGCAAAGCCAUCAUCAGCCGGGAUGCCGACGCGCACCAGCAAAAUCAUCCACAAUCCCACAACGCGACAGGAUUGUCGGCUUCUUUUAUUGCCGCCCCACUGGUGGCCACCAACGGCAACGGUACGUCCCAUCCACAGCAACAACAACAACAAAAUCCACAGCGACUGCCACCGUCGUACUCUCCGGUGGAUCCGCACCUUGCGGACCUCUUCGACGAGUUUGCCGUGGCCGACGGCUUGAACAUUGCAGCCAACAAUUGGCUGUCGUACGUUUCAAUGGACGCCUACUCCUGCCCGUCGGCAAAUCCGCAAGAUACUGCCGCUCCGAUGGCAUGGGACAUGGAAAGUGGUGGUCACAACAACGCAGCUGGUGUUGAUGACGCAGGCGCCUCUCAUCAGCAUUUUAGUUGGGACUGA
Molecule: messenger RNA, 1854 nt
Organism: Cladophialophora carrionii CBS 160.54
Lineage: Eukaryota; Fungi; Ascomycota; Eurotiomycetes; Chaetothyriales; Herpotrichiellaceae
Exons: 2
Coding region: 1-1854 (617 amino acids)
Biological process (GO): DNA-templated transcription
Molecular function (GO): DNA binding; zinc ion binding
Source: RefSeq, a predicted model, not a curated record